CACAGUGGAAACAUCUUUUCCCAGCACUCCAGACACUUGAAGCAGGACGCCAUGCUUCCAGCAUAAUGUCGGCAGAGGUUGCAAUUCACAAGUUCUCCUUCCCCUUCUCGUGCGCUGCACACCUUUCUCAACAAGAUGAUGUGCCCCAGAAGGGAUGCAUACAGGUGAAGCCCCUUGACCGUCAUAAGAGUCCAACCUUAAGUGAUCAGAGUCCUGUUGCAGUUGUGGGAACCCUCAUCCACAAUGAGAUCCAGGCCCAGGAAACUCCAAAACCUUCACCCAGAGGAGACGUGGUCGCUCCCCUGGUCCAAACAAAAUCAGUUGUUUCUGAAGCCACGCAGAGCUCUGUGGUGUCCAGACGGAGCGUGUUUGAGAAAUUGACAGUCGAGAGCGAGGAUCAGCGACCUGUGGCAAAAAGACAGCUGUCAUCUGAAAGCGCAGCCAGGACCAUCACUGUGGUCAAGAAGAGUGCCGUCAGCAAGGAGGCGGAGGAACAGAAGCACCUGAAACAGAAGUUGCACCUGGGACAGAAGGUGGCACCGUGUCCAGCUACAGGAGGGAAGAGAAGGUGCCGGAAAGACCUCUUCACCACCUCAGAGGUUUUCCACAGAGUUGAUUCACAUGUCAUCAGGGCAGGAGCAGAGCUGAAGGAAAGGUGUGUAUACAAUGUGAAGACCAUCGUGCAGAGCAUCACACAGACAGCCAGAAAUGAGCUGGAGAGGCUUCGAGCAAUCUGGGUUUGGCUGUGUCACAACAUCGAGUACGAUGUGAGUGGAUAUCUUGGACAAUCAGAGAAGCUGAGCUCCCCUGAGGAGGUGAUUGCGGCCGGUCGGGGUGUGUGCUGUGGCUACUCUAGUCUCUGUUUGCAGAUGUGCAGAGAGGUGGGAAUUGAGUGCCAAGAAGUGCCUGGCCACAGUAAGGGUGUCGGGUACCGCCUGGGCAAGAGCCUCAAGAAUGUAAAAUCUGAUCAUCUGUGGAACGCAGUACUUCUAGGAGGACAGUGGUUCCUAUUGGACGCUUGUUGGGGAGCUGGCCGAGUGGACAUGGAGCAUGAAAGCUUUGUCAAAAGGUUCGACGAUUUCUAUUUUCUCACGGACCCAGAGCAAUUUAUCGAGUCCCACUUCCCUGAUGACAAGAAAUGGCAGCUCCUGGACAUGCCCAUUACCCUGGAGGAGUUUGAAAGGAGGGUCUUCAAAACGUCAGCAUUCUUCACCAUGGCACUCAGACUGAUUCAGCCUCACAAGUUUCAUAUAGUCACAGAUGAUGGCGAGGCGAAUGUGUCUAUCAGCUUCUCCAGACCUGCAACCUUCGCCUAUGAAAUCACUCAGCACCGUGACCUCCUCCACUGCGGAGCAUUAGAGCAGAAAGAAUCUAGUAAUUCAUCCUACGGUCUCCUAACAGUAUCCCACCGGAGCAUGAGGCUGCAACUCCUGCCACCUGCAAGCGGCACAUAUGACGUGAAGGUGUUUGCCAGACCUGAAGGUGCUAAAACACCUUUAAAUUGGGUCUGUUCUUUCACAGUUGAGUGUGUGACUCCCAGGACCAUGGAGGAAAUCCCAGAGAACCCCUUUAUGUCUUGGGGCCUUCAGUCUACGGCAGGAUCUCUGGGUGUGGCAAGCAGCAGCCAAGGCAGCAAGGUUGCCGAGGUGGAAGAGGGCACCUUUGAGUUGGCGUUGAAAACAUCUAGGCCUCUGAUGGCGCUGUGUGAACUGGUCCACCCAGAGCUGGACACUGUUGUAGCCAAGCGCUGUCUGGCUACUCAGAUUCAAGAGGAUCUCCUGACCUGUCACGUCCUAUGCCCAUUACGUGGGUUCUACCGCCUAUCUGUGUUUGUGCGGGACUAUGAGAAAACAGAUGUCAAAUUCCAGAACGCUGCAAACUUUCUUCUGCACUGCACAGGGAAGGCAAUUGGUCCACAUGAGCUGUUUCCUCCUAACUUGGGCUCGGCUUGCGGGCCUGGAAUCCGUACAUCAGAUGCAGGGUUGUCCAAAUUCAGCCAUACAGGGGCAUUGGUGAGCACACAGCAAGGCAAAUGCAACAUCACUUUCCACAACCAGCAGGACCAUGAGCUUCACACUGUGCUGAGCAAAGAAGAAGACAAAACAGCUGCUAUCCCUCUUUCACGCUACAUCUUCUGCACAUACACAGACAGCAAGGUGACGGUUAGUAUCAGCCUACCUGAUGCUGGAGUCUACCGCCUCGGCCUGUAUGCCAGGACGAGUUCUGGCAGCGAUUUCAAACCUAUGUGUGACUUUGUUCUGAGGAACAGCUGUGAUCAGCCGGGGCUUCCUUUCCCCUGUGUCUACUCCAGUUGGAAGAAAGGCUGCGUGCUGUUUGAGCCCCGCGCAGGUUUACUGGAGCCCGUCUCAUGGGUGCGCUUCAGAGUGAGGGUCCCUGGGGCCCAGAGGGUGAGCGUGGUGGGAGAAGCACGAACUGAUCUGAAGCUGAAUAAGAGCAGAGUCUGGGAGGGGGAGGUUUUCUCUGGGAGUGGCCUCGAACAACUGAAACUGGCCGCCUCCUCGGGGGAGUCCAGUGACAUGGCUGUUUUGAUGACCUUUGACAUCAAGCAGAUGCAGAGAGAAGAAUAAACUCAAAAGCCUGGUGCACAUCUGACAGGUUGGAAAAUGCUUUCAAAUAAUUUGACAUUUUACGUCAGUAACUCAGAUGCUUAGUUCUAAUCGCACAAAGAUAGUACAGAUGGUGGCUGGUUAACUGUCAUUGCAAUGUGUUUUGAAAAUUACAUUUUAAACAGGUUACUGUGUAACUGUUGUAACGCUCACACAACUUUAAACCAGUACCAGACCUCUCCUCAGUGGUCACUGGAGCUCCAAACACAUUAAGAUAAGCUCAUUAAACAUUUUAUAACCUCUUGUUUAACCCAUUUACUGUUCUCAUGCACCGUUCACCAAAAAGGUUUAUUUGUAACAAUGUCAACACAGUGUGAAGACUUUGUGAGAAUGGUGCUCAGCUGUGGUGCUUAGCAAAAAUAUAAGAGUGCUUUCAUUUGUGCAUAUUUCUGCAUAA
This is a messenger RNA of Thalassophryne amazonica, 3024 nucleotides long. RefSeq names its product kyphoscoliosis peptidase (gene ky). The transcript has 7 exons. NCBI's taxonomy places the organism in Eukaryota, Metazoa, Chordata, Actinopteri, Batrachoidiformes, Batrachoididae. The coding region runs from base 66 to 2588 and encodes 840 amino acids. The record is from RefSeq and is a predicted model, not a curated record.